UUAAAUACACAUAAAAGAGCUAAAAUGAUUACUGUACUAACAUCCUCAGGUCUAGUAAGCCACGCACACAUUUAAUGCUAAUUACCUUUCUUUGUUUUGUUCUUUUAGCCUAGUCAGUAGCCAAAAAAAAGAUCUCGUGAAUGCGUUUGAGUUUAAUGUUCUAUUCACACGUACUAAUUCUGUUUAAGUCAAACCAAAUUUGCAUUUCAAUAAAUAUUUAUAUGCAUUUUAAAGACGCAAAUUCACUCCUUCAAAAUAAGGGCACUUAGUAGGCAGCCUAUCCAGGCUGUGCUCGUACGGCGCCAUUUUCCCUGGGAGGGAAUGUUAACAGAAGCACACUUUCAACGUGCACUAUUAAGGGCCCUAGAAAUCUGUUUUACGAAGUGAUAUAAAAUAUGGAUUCGGCGUCGACCAGCUCUAAACUCAUCUAUAAAAUGUCUACUGAGGAUAUCACAAAGCUGAUACAGCUGCGCUCGAGCAACUCAGCGCUUUUCGACGGGAGGAAAAAUUCCUCUAAAACAGCCUGGAGUGCAAUACUCAGAGAAAUGGGGCUUGAGGAGAAGAUGACAACUGAGCAGAUGGCCAAAAAGUGGGAAAACCUGAAGGCAAGAUAUAAGGAUGCAAAAUAUCCUCCCGCCGGUGUGGAGAAGAACCCCACCUGCUGGAAAUGGUUCAAUCUCAUGGACGAGGCUCUGGGUGAAGAGUUUGAUGAAACCGUCAGCCAGCAAGUGAUCACAUCAGAAGCUGACAAUGAUAGUGCACCUCAUCCGAGUAAGAAGCUACGCCAGAUUAAAGUCGGACGGGAAAUACUGGAAUUCCUGGAAGAGGAAGGAACUUCGGUGAACGUGCCGCCAGCCUCCAAACUGGAUCUGGUUAAGCGGGGAAGACAAAAAGGCAAGCAGACGACACAAACUCACUCGCUGGAUAUCAUGAGAUCCAAACUUCAAAGAGAAAGACAGCUUCUAGAAAAGGAGCUCGGAGGCCUGGACAGAGAAAAAGCCCUUCUAGAGCGGGAAAGGGCCCUUGCCAAUCGGGAAAGAGCCGCUCUUCAGCGGGACAGAGCCCAGGUAGAGAAGGACAAAGCUGCGGUUAACAGAGACAAGGCGUCUUUGGAACAGGACAGAGCCCGACUGCAGAAAGAUAGAGAAGCUUUGGCGAGGGACAGAGCGGUCCUUGAAAGAGACAGAAAGUCGCCGCAUAUCACGAAUCAUGUGAAAAGCAGUUCAGGAUGCAAUGGGCUGGACUGCACACACGAAAAAAACCGAGAAAGAUUAAUAUUCUUACUUGAAAAGGUGAUUGAAAAAAUUUGAAACGGAUCUGAGAUGGGGGCAAGCCUCAGGGAAAAACUGCGAUGAGUUACUGCGAUUAUCUGAGCAAUCCUUGGGGUGUUGACUGAAGAUACAUUACGUACACAGUCCAGAAUGGAUCCCACAUACAUUGACAGAGUACAUACGCUAAAAUAUUUUUGAGAUUGGUUUACUGAUUUGUAAAUGUUGAAAGAAACAUGGAGUGUGGUGCUUUAUCUCUGAAAUAAUGUAAAAUAACCGUGUCUGGAAGUAAAGUAUACCAUUUGUGCCACACAAUGAAUGUCAAAACAAGA
Messenger RNA from Cyprinus carpio (common carp), 1600 nucleotides. RefSeq lists its product as uncharacterized. Bases 396 to 1310 code for a protein of 304 amino acids. Lineage: Eukaryota; Metazoa; Chordata; Actinopteri; Cypriniformes; Cyprinidae. The record is from RefSeq and is a predicted model, not a curated record. The transcript has 4 exons.